Messenger RNA from Perca flavescens (yellow perch), 2263 nucleotides. RefSeq names its product purinergic receptor P2X, ligand-gated ion channel, 5 (gene p2rx5). The record is from RefSeq and is a predicted model, not a curated record. Gene Ontology annotation, molecular function: extracellularly ATP-gated monoatomic cation channel activity; purinergic nucleotide receptor activity. The coding region runs from base 94 to 1503 and encodes 469 amino acids. Gene Ontology annotation, cellular component: plasma membrane. NCBI's taxonomy places the organism in Eukaryota, Metazoa, Chordata, Actinopteri, Perciformes, Percidae. The transcript has 12 exons. Gene Ontology annotation, biological process: response to ATP; calcium ion transmembrane transport.
CAGUGGGUUUGCCCGUUUUAUGACAAGUAGCAGUUGUGUAUAUCAGCUUGAGCCUGGAGCUGCGCUCUCACUCGGGUCUACCGUGCGGGAGGAAUGGCAGGCUGGGGAGGCUUCUUCGUGUCUCUCCUCAACUACAAGACAGAGAAAUACGUGAUCGCCGAAAACAGGAAAAUCGGGAUAUUAUUUAGACUCUAUCAACUGGCCGUGCUGGGAUACAUAAUCGGGUGGGUGUUUGUGGUGAGGAAAGGUUACCAGGAGAGAGAAGAGGCCAUCCAGUCUUCAGUCAUCACCAAGCUGAAAGGUGUGGCACUGACCAACAGCUCAGAGACAGGGCUUCACCUGUGGAGUGCUGAGGAUUAUGUCGUACCCCCAAAUGGUGAGCAGGUGUUCUUCGUAGUAACAAAUUACAUUGAGACCCCCAAUCAGAGGCUGGGGUUCUGCGCUGAGAGUUUCAAGGUGCCAAAUGGACGAUGUCAAAGUGAUGAUGACUGCGUGGGGGGGGAGGCUGUCAUAGCUGGUCAUGCUCCACCCAGCCAAGAAUCUUUGCUCUCUUCGUCAGGAAUAAAGACCGGCUUGUGUAUAAACAGCACUGGGACCUGUGAGAUUCAUGGCUGGUGUCCUGUUGAAUACAGCAAGAGACCCACAGAGCCCUUACUGAGCGAGGCAGAAAACUUCACCAUCUACAUUAAGAAUUUCAUCCGGUUUCCAAAGUUUGAAUUCUCUAAGUCCAAUGUUCUUGAAACAUUAGAUAACAGCUACCUGAAAAGAUGCUCCUACGACAGAGAGAACCACCUGUACUGUCCCAUCUUCCGCCUCGGAGAUCUGGUCAGCUGGACUGGGUAUGACUUCCAGGACAUGGCUGCUAAGGGUGGGUCUGUUGGUAUUGUUAUUGAGUGGAACUGUGACCUGGAUAAGGACUCUACACAGUGUAAUCCACACUACAGCUUUACUCGUUUGGACUUAAAGUUUAACAACUCGCUCACAUCAGGAUACAACUUCAGAUAUGCCAGGUAUUACAAGGAUCAAAAUGGCGAGACCUUUCGCACUUUGUACAAGGUGUAUGGGAUUCGCUUUGAUAUAAUGGUCAAUGGCCAGGCUGGGAAAUUCAAUAUUGUACCCACAAUAAUUGCCAUUGGUUCGGGUGUUGCCCUGCUUGGUGUAGGAGCCUUUGCAUGCGAUAUGAUACUGCUGUACAUGAUGAACACAAGUUCCUUCUACCGAGAGAGGAAGUUCGAAAUCAUCAACUUCAAAAAAGACCCGACCAAAGCCAAGGACGGGAAGACAGGACACCGGGAAAGGAGAUCCAGGAAACCAGCUGCAGAGAAAGAGGCCGCCAACUCCAAUAAAAAGCCAGAGGAAACUGAACCAACUGCAGAGAGCCAGCUGCUUGUGGACAAACAGGGUCCCACCAUUCCACGCAACACAGGACAGCGAUACUCUGCUCAUCUCUCUCCCCAAGGUGCAGAGCCAAGGCCUCAUAUCACCUUCGCUUCACAAAAUUAAGUUUGCAGCAAGAGCAAGACAAAUCACCUGCAGUGGUCUGCCAGAGGUGGAACCAAAAGAUGGACCGAUGUCCACUUCUCACCUACUGGUGAGACUGGACAGCUGGCAUGCCACUAGCUUGAGUGAUGCUUGACCUGACUAAAGAUAUGUUGGUCCAGAGAAAAGGGAAUGUGCCGGUGGGCCAGGAAAGCUGAUGUAGAAAUACACAGAAAGGCGGUUUUCAGUGGCUGGGUCAGGGUCCAAAGCUGGGAUGUGGAAGAUUACAACAGAUUCAUAAAUAAUUAUAUGCAAAAGUGCUGUGGUAAUGCUGAUGCAAUUAGCGGAGAUGUCAAAUGAUUCAUCUAAGACUUAAAGUGAAUUGACGAAUAUUUGCAGAUUACUGCUUUACAAAUGCAAGUAAUUUCUUAUGUCUUUGUUUCAUGUCACAGAAUCAAUACUUAAUAGCUUUCUUGGCUGUUGAUCAGACUAAUUAAGCAUCAUUUCCAGUUUGAGUAAUAUAUGAUGGGCCUUAGUUUUUAUUUUUUUGCCAUUUAUGGACUAAGGUAUAAAAAUUCCAGCAAAAAUACUAGACAUAGAUAGAUUCAUGAACGAGAGUAUCUAUCUAUAUAUCUAUGAACCUCAAAUAUAGGAUUGGAUUAAGUAAAAUAGACUGUGGAUUUACAUUAUAAACUGUAAAAUGAUUUUGGCUAAAUCAAUUUGCAAAAUACCUUCUACCUACCUAUGAAAAAAUAAAUAAAUAAAAUGAAAUGUGUGAACGGUC